UAUGUUUUAAACUGAAUGCACCAAAUUCUGAAGACUUCUUAUCUCCAUGUUUUCUUCUAAUAAAAUCAAUGAUGGGGCAUCCUGGAGGGGAAUACUCCCUUGAAGUUUUGCUCCCCAUUUGAGAUGUUUUAGCACUCGUAACUUCCAGUAGUCCCAAAAGUGAGGAAAUCAGGAGUGGUGGAGAGCCAUUGUUGCUUGGAUUAUAUUAGCAGCACAUUGUUAGGGCAGCAUGGUGGUACACACAUGAGAUUUUGGAGCCAAAAAGACUGAAAAGUUUUGAGAUGAAUCAGAAAUGGUAUAGGAUCAGAACUAUGGCUGCUGGGUAUGCUUAGUUAAGCAUUUUGCAUUUCCAAAAUACGUUCUCCUUUGAUUUACCAGUCUUUGUAGAUGAAGAUUUCCUUUUCAAAUGGAAAGAAGUCUGUAUUGGGAAAGCUCACCAAGUAGACCUUGUUCGAAUCCAGCAGUGGUGAUCCAGGACAGAAACCAAUGUCCGUCCAUGUUUCUGUUCAAAAGAUCCGUGCAUCAGGACAGAAACCAAAAGGAAGACAAAAUCCCAUCUUCACUGUGUUCUGGACGACCACUCGUGGAUCCCACUUCUGACACCAUUAUUGUUGUGGAAAAAUUACAGUUGUAGAUGAAAAGUAAUCCAUUUACGAAGCUCGGUGAGUUUUGCAAUACAGGAAAAAAGACUUAUUGUUUGUUGCAGCAGAUACAGACAGGACAGGGCCCAGGCCUGCCCUGGCCACAGACUGGUCACAGACCUUGUAAGGACAAAGUUACAGUUUUGUGCUUUAGAAAAUACAUUUGAUUAAAAAAGGUGACUUAUUCACCCACGAACUGUGGCAAAAUCAAUGUUUUUUCAGACAUUAUUUGAGUUGUUUACCUCCUAAAUGAUCAGUUUAGACCAGGGGUGUCCAAAACGUUUUUCAUGAAGGGCCACAUUUAAAAACACAGACAAAGCUGAGGGCCGAUUGAGGGCCAUAGACUGGUCACCAAUACAGUGAAUACUUCAAAUCUGCGUUAUUAUUACAAGUUAGACUGAACCACUAGACCUUUAUUCAUGCUUACAUCCUCAAUGGGACAUAUUCAAUAAAGAUUUUCAGAAAUAUACAGUAAAAAGUACUGUUCAAGGUAACAUGUGCCAAUUCACCUGGAAGCUUGAGGGCCAAGAAAAAUUGGUUUGGGGGCUGCAUUUGGCCCCCGGGCCACAGUUUGAGCAUGCCUGGUUUAGACAUAUGACCUGCUUCUAAGUUAGUUUUCCUGUGAAAUGAAAGAGAAGAGAGGAGAGUGCAGGGGGCUGAGGAGGAGGAGGAGCUGAACUAUCGCUGCUGCUACAGGGGGAUAUCAGAAUCAGAAUCCUUUUAUUGCCACCGUUUGUGAACACAGUUCACAAACUAGGAACUUACUUCGGUGAUAAAGUGCAACAUAAAACACACUGAAUAAAUACAAAUACAAAUAAGGGCAUGCACGAAGUUAAAAAAGAUAUGCUUAAAAAAUCAAAUAAAAUACUUCAAGGUAGAAAAUAUAUACAACAGCAGCAUCAGAACAACUAUACUUAUAUACUUAUAUACUGUAUCUAAAUAAAACAAAAUAUUCACAAUAAAGAUAUUAUUGCCUAUAGACCUAUUUCUACACAGUUAAUAAAUUAUAAACCUCAGACUUUGUGGUGUUUAAAAUAAAACAAUAAAAAAAUCAGUUAAUGGCGUAAGCUUUCCCCAAAAUAUCAGGGUUGGCCUAAAAUUUUCAUAUCAGUGCAUCCCUAGAAAUGUAUUUAAGCUCUAAGAAUAUCAUGAUAUAAUUUUUUGACAUGUCCGCACUUCUGCUCCUACAGAUACCAAUCGUACCCGAUCUCAUGUCCAACCCUGCACCUCCCCUUCCACUGCUCUGUCAGCUAGUCGACAGCCUCAGUGAGCCGGAGCAGAGGACCCUGGUGUUCCUGUGUGGGAGCCUGGACUCGGAGCACAGCCCUGCCCGUACCCGCAACGUCCUUGAGGAAGCGGUCAGCAGCAGUGAGAGCCCAAACCAGGUGGUCAGAGAGCUCCUGGUACAGCUGAAGAGAUUGGACUUGCUCCGAAAGCUGUACCAGUGUGGGAGAGAGGAGGUGGAGAGGCUGAGGAGCACGUGCCAACUGUGUGCUUAUAGAGUCCUGAUGGUAAACCUGAGCGAGGACCUGACCACUGAGGAUCUAAACCGGUUCAAGUUCUUACUGGGACAUAUGCUGCACCGAGACAAACUAGACAGAGCUAAGUGCUUCCUGGACAUCAUUGUUGAACUAGAAAAACAAGACAAAGCAUUGAGUGAGAGAGUGGACCUGAUAGAAACCUGUCUGAGGGACAUCGGCCGAAUUGACCUAGCCAAAAGGGUGCGCACUCUUUCGCCCAGAGUCCCUGAACACACCCAAGCCCAGAGGCCAUGGUGCCCUCCUCCUUGUCCCAGACCCAUCCAGCCCUUUAACUGUCCUCCACAUACCAGACCUGCCCUGAAUGGUGCAGGGCGUACCCUACAGCUGCGGCAAAGGGAGGCGAGCUGCUCGAGUUACCUAGAACACUACAAACUAGACACUAAUCCUAAAGGAGUGUGCGUCAUCAUCGACUGUGUGGGCCAAGACGGAGAGUUGUUGGAGCAGACUUUCCGGGAUCUUCACUUCUCUGUGGUCCUAUAUCGCUGGCUCAGUGUCAGCAGCUGUCAGUCUGCCCUGAGAAAUUUGCAGCAGGACCUGCGCCUGAGGACUGCCUCUGCCUUUGUCUGCUGCAUCAUCAGUCGAGGUACACCGCUCCACCUGCUGGCAACAGAUGCACAACACACUGGCCUACACCUGGAAACUCUCCGACGAAUGUUCACCCCUGACAACUGCCCCGCACUCACCGGAAAACCCAAACUGUUCUUUAUCCAAAGCUACAGCGUGCCCGAGAACCAGGCUGGAGCAGGGAGGAGCUUCAUCCACGGUGAGGACCUAGAGACAGAUGGUGUCACUGGGCUGGGACAACUCCUUGUUCCUACAGACGCAGACGUGUUCUGGAGCCACUGCUGGACACAGGAGAGCCAGCUGCAGACCACAGGACACCACUCACAUUACCUGGGAGCCCUGAUGGGGGCGCUGCAAACAGGAAGGUCUCACCUGGUCGACCUGCACCUCCGAGUGAACGCUGCGGUCACUGAACACAAUAAGAGGAACCCAUUGGAGCAGUACCACCUGGAUCUAAAGCACACGCUGCGGAAGAACUUGUACCUGCACUGAGGCUCCACCAGAGGGCCAGAGCCUCCACAGAGCAGCCUGUAACCAUGGAACCCUCACGUCACCUUUAGGCUAGAAGAUUGAUAAAGAGGACACAUUUAUAUAACACAAAGUAGUAUUUGUUUUGCAUCUGCUCCGUCCAUAUUUAUUUUGUAUUUAUAACAAUAUUAAUGUGAAUAUUCAGCGCAGCUAAUACAGACAGCUAUUUUUCUUUUUUUAUUAUUUUAUUUUAUUUGUUUUAUUUUAUCAACAUUAUAGGGCCUGUACCUGUUUUUUUUACCCAUGUAUUUGAGCAAAAUGCGUCUUUUGCAAGAUAUAUUGCAUACGCAGUUCUUGAGGUCAAAAAUAAAUCAGCAGUGUACUUUUAAGGUGUGUGUGAAAAUCAGGAGGUGCACGUUAAUAUGCUAGUUAUUGUUGUUAUCAUUACCGUAACAGCAAAACUCCACUCUGGUCUCUUCAAGAGCUACUCAGAAUGCAUGAAGUGAGGAAUAACGUUCGACCACUGCAAAGCAUUUAAAAUUAGUUCUCAUUUUAACCCAAUAAAAUCCUAUAUUAUGUGUUUU
Molecule: messenger RNA, 3798 nt
Organism: Periophthalmus magnuspinnatus
Lineage: Eukaryota; Metazoa; Chordata; Actinopteri; Gobiiformes; Gobiidae
Product: CASP8 and FADD-like apoptosis regulator
Exons: 10
Coding region: 1808-3238 (476 amino acids)
Biological process (GO): negative regulation of extrinsic apoptotic signaling pathway via death domain receptors; proteolysis
Molecular function (GO): cysteine-type endopeptidase activity; protein binding
Source: RefSeq, a predicted model, not a curated record